AUGCCACGGCGAGGUGAACAACAGCUAGAACUGGCCGCCCCAAACGAUACAGCCACCAACCAACACUGCAAGUUGUGCACAAAUGCGGACGAUAGUCGCAUGGUCCAGUGCGACAAGUGUGUUGAUUGGUACCACUUCGUAUGUGUGGGUGUUACCGAGGACGUUCAGCAUCACGAUUUUAUCUGCCCUCCAUGCGGAGCCGCCAAGGAAAAGGCUAAUAAAAAGCGCAAGUCAUCAAAGGCUUCAUCGAAAGUCCCGUCACUAAGUACGAAUGUGAAUGUUCCAUCGAGCAUUCAAGUACCAGUACAAACGGCUCAAUCAGCAUCCGAAGCAGCGUUGCUAGACCGUUCCGCGUACAUCGAUACAACUACCGCGGUUACUACAAGUAUUUUGACGACUGCUCCUGUUAUCCCAACAACAGAAUUAGGAUUAGCAACUAAUAUUCCACACUACAAGUAUGCCCCCACGGUCCCUCAAGCUCCAGUUGUAUCGUGGAGUACCACCAUACCCUCAGCCAACUCGUUUCCGCCUCUAGCGUAUGGACAGUUUAACCAGAUCCCAACGUCUAGUUUAUCGUUGCCCUACCCAGUUCCACCACCCGCUCUGCCAAAGCCCUCGUGUGCAAUUCUACCGCCAAAUACGUGCGAGUCGAGCUACUAUCCGGGAGUACUUGCAGCUCAAAAUUUCGCAGUACCUUCCUGUGGCAAUCAGCUGAUUCCAUCCCUGCAUUAUAGCACUCCUCUAUCGUCUCGAAAUGCGCCAAUCACUACUUUGCCCAACAAGACAACCCAGAACACUGCAAUCACGUUUAUAGGAAAUAAACCAUCUGACACCAAGAAACAAGGUCGGGAGGAGAUUCUCAGUCAGCGUUCCGUUGCAGCUAGUUCCAGAAAGUCUAAGAAGGAUGAAAGGCUUCAAUUGGAGCUGCAAAUUCUUGACGAAGAAAGGAAGUUGCAGGAAGAAGAACAGGCGAAGAAACGUGAAUACCUUCAAAAGAAACAUACACUGUUGAGAGAGAUGGCUAACGAUUCGACGACGGAUGACGAAAGUGAAGGAUACGAUGAAGAUAAACAAGCACUAAAUAAUAAGGUGACCCAGUGGAUACAAGAAGUGCCGCAAGCCGGAAACAAUCCUAUCCAGAAUGACAGAGUGCAAUCAACGCAACCCCCCUUGUAUCGCAACCAGCUAUUUAGUCAGUUUGUUCCCGAAUUUCGACAGCUAAGAGUAGGCGAAGGCACCCAAAUUCCAUCGAGGAUUGAGAACAGUGGAGCUAAUAUCGGUAUGUUUAACCCAGCACGGCGUUCGACACCUCGACAAGCAGCACUGGUGGACGACGAUGAAAAUAACCUCUCACGUAGUCAAAUAGCUGCACGCCAAGCAGUAUCACGCGAACUUCCAACGUUCACUGGCAUUCCUGAGGAGUGGCCAUUAUUCUACUCGACAUUCAUCACCACGACCAAUAUGUGUGGGUACACAUCGGAAGAGAAUCUCGUUCGCCUACAGAAAUGCCUGAAGGGGAAAGCGUAUGAGGCAAUCAAAUGCAGAUUAAUGCAUCCUUCAAACGUCCCCGGAAUCAUCUCUACUUUGAAGAUGCUGUACGGUAACCCCGAUGUAAUUGUACACAAUUUAAUUGCGAAAAUAAAGUCCACUCCCCCACCGAGACCCGAUAGAUUAGACACACUUAUCGAGUUUUCUCUAGCUGUCCAGAAUCUUUGCGCCACAAUAGAAGCCUGCCAGUUGGACGAAUACUCUCACAACGUUGUACUUCUUCGUGAACUCGUUGAAAAGCUACCAUCUUCGGUAAAAGUCGAUUGGGCAAAGUAUCGGCGAACGCUUUCACACGUCAACCUCACCAUGUUUUCGGCAUGGUUGUACGAGCUUGCGGAGACUGUUUGUCCUAUUGUUUCGCUGUCAAGUAUUGAGUCGAAAGUAAGUCGGGGCAAAAGGGAUUCCGCUUACCUCAACGCACAUAUGGAAGACAUGCAUGAUUAUCAGAACAGGUCAGAUCAAGCCGUCAAGUUCGCACCACGAAACUCGACAUCGAAGGCCUGUGUGCUGUGCAAAGGCAGCUGUACUAGCAUUGAUAAGUGCACUCGAUUUGCUGAAUUCAGUUACAACUCGCGAUGGGCAACUGUAAAAGAGUUUGGGUUGUGUAGAAAAUGCCUAAAAAAACACAAGGCAUCAUGCAAAUCUCAACAAGUUUGUGGAAAAAACGGAUGCCAAUUCAAACACCACCAAUUACUCCACAAUAACCAACGAGAUAGCGCUACGUCGACCAGCGCGCCACCACGUCAGGCCCCAACAGCGGCAGUUACUCUACAGAGUACGAUAGAACGAGAGUGUAACACACAUCUGAAACAAAAGAACAAGAUGCUGUUUCGUGUCGUUCCGGUCAUUCUGUACGGAAUCCACAAAGCCGUGAAAACCUUUGCAUUUCUGGACGACGGAUCGUCGCUUACGCUGAUAGAUGCCGCCGAGUUAAACCUAAAUGGAAUAGCAGAGCCUUUAUGCCUUCGCUGGACAAGCACUCAAAGUCGCUCCGAGAACGAUUCGGUACGACUGAGCAUUGAAAUAUCGGGUACGGGGGAGAACCACAAGAAGUACCGCCUCCAAGAGGUACACACAGUCUCCAAUCUCGACCUGUUUCAUCAGUCCAUCAAUAUGAAGGAGUUAGCAAAGGAGCAUCCUUACCUGAGAGGCAUUCCAGUUGAAUCCUAUCAGGAUGCCCAACCACGUAUUCUUAUCGGUAUGGACAACGCAAACUUGACACUUCCAUUGAAAGGAAAGGAAGGAGGAUGGUGUCAACCCAUCGUCACAAAAACACGGUUGGGAUGGAUCAUACACGGUGGAACUGAAUCACAGGAAGAACUUGUAGGCUAUCAUAGUCCCCAAAGGUGUCUCUGUAGCGGAAUAAAUGAUACUGUACUGCAGCAGACGGUGAACGAGUAUUUCUCACUUGAAAACGUAGGAAUUUUCAAACCAAAGCAGUCUCUUGCAUCAACUGAGGACCAACGGGCUGCAGAUAUAUUGAAGACUGUCAAACAAACCGAAAACGGACACUACGUUUCUCGGCUGCUCUGGAAGUAUGAUGAGUUCCACCUUCCGAAUAGUAAACCUAUGGCUUUACAGCGAUUUCGUUGCCUAGAGUCGCGUCUGAAGAAAGAUCCUGAGUUAGCAGCAAUACUCCGAACGAAAAUCGAAGAGUACCUGGAAAAGGGUUAUGCCCGCAAGCUGAUGGAGGCCGAAUUAGCGGAAACGCGGCAACGGAUAUGGUAUCUCCAGAUCUUUCCGGUCUUCAAUCCGAACAAGCCGGGGAAGGUGCGCAUCGUUUGGGAUGCAGCAGCUAAAACCAAUGGUGUGUCAUUAAAUUCGAUGAUGUUAACUGGACCAGAUCAACUAACAUCCCUCCUAUCGGUACUCAUCCAGUUUCGAGAAAUUCGGGUAGCGAUUUGCGGUGAUUUAAGAGAGAUGUUCCACCAGGUAGGGAUUUCGGAAGAGGAUCAAAACUGCUUACGUUUUCUUUGGAGAGAAAACCCGUCGGAUGCAGAACCCAGUACCUACGUAAUGCAGGUAAUGACGUUCGGGGCUUGUUGUUCUCCCAGUUGCGCCCAAUACGUCAAAAACUUAAACGCUGAGAAGCAUGGAGGGCAGUACCCGAAGGCAGCUAAUGCAAUCAUCAAGAACCACUAUGUGGACGAUAUGCUAACGAGUACGGAGUCAGAGGAAGAGGCGAUCCAGUUAGCUCGUGAAGUACGACACGUCCACGCUCAGGGCGGAUUCGAGAUACGUAACUGGAUAUCGAACUCACCAGUGGUUCUCAACGCUUUGCAAAAGGAACGGAUCGAUAAGAAGAGCCUGAAUCUAGGGUCUGAACUAGCUACGGAGAAGGUUCUUGGCUUGUGGUGGUGUACCGCAACGGAUACGCUCACGUUCAAACUUUCACCGAAGCACGAUGAGGAUCUGUUAUCGGGAAAACGUCGACCUACCAAGAGAGAAGUGUUGCGGACCUUGAUGACCAUCUUCGACCCUCUGGGAUUGCUGUCGCACUUGUUAAUCUUUCUCAAAAUUCUACUGCAGGAGAUAUGGCGCUCAGGAGUUGGCUGGGACGACGAAAUUCCUGAUGCUCUUAAUGAGAAAUGGGAAAAAUGGUUAAAGGUUCUUCCAUCGGUACGGGAUGUACGUGUACCGAGAUGCUACCGACUGCUCGUGUCAAACGGUCCGGAAACAAAUGUGCAGUUGCACACAUUCGUCGAUGCCAGUGAGGAUGGUUACGCAGCCGUAGUGUAUCUACGAUUCCAGCAAGGCAACCGCAUAGAGUGUUCAAUCGUUGCGGCGAAAUCACGGGUGGCCCCUCUAAAGUUUGUUUCGAUACCGAGGCUUGAACUUCAAGCGGCGGUUACAGGAGCGCGGCUAGCGAAUAUGGUGACCAAUAGUUUAUCAUUCAAGGUGAACGAACGGUACUUUUGGACUGACUCUCGUGACGUGCUGUGCUGGAUCCGGUCCGAUCACCGACGAUAUUCGCAGUUUGUCGCCUUUCGUGUCAGCGACAUCUUGGAAACCAGCGAAAUUGCGAACUGGAGGUGGGUCGGCACAAAGCAGAAUGUGGCGGAUGAAGCAACCAAGUGGCAACGUCUGCCGGAUCUUGGAAAUGACAGUCGAUGGUUUAAGAGUCCGGAGUUUCUAUGGCAAGAACGCGACAAUUGGCCAGUUGAACCAUUUACAACUGGAACUACUAAGGAAGAGAUACGUUCCAACUUAUUUCAUCAUAGAGUUGUCAUGAAACCAUGUAUCAACGCAGAGUACUUCAGCAACUGGAAACGAUUGGUUGGUACAGUAGGUUUCGUGUUUCGAUUUCUGUGUAACUGUCGGAGCAAAGUAACGGGAAUCCAUCGUAAGCUCGGCCCCCUAUCCAGCAUGGAAUUACAGCAAGCAUCGAACUACCUCUUCAGAGAAGCGCAGAGAGAAUCAUUUCCAGAAGAAGUGGCCAUUCUUUUAAAUAGAAAUGGUACAACAAAGGCGCUCCCUAAGCAGAGCGCAAUAUACACGAUGAAACCAUUCUUAGACGAGAAUCAGUUGAUGCGAAUGUUUGGUAGAAUUAGCAGGUGCGAGUAUGCCACAAUGGACGCGCAGAAUCCUGUCGUUCUCCCGAAAGAUCAUCACAUCACGAAGCUACUUGUUCGAGACUACCAUGAACGUUUCCAUCAUUGUAAUCAUGAAACCGUGAUUAACGAACUGCGACAGAAAUUCAGGAUACCGAAACUGCGAGUUGUAUAUCGAAACGUGAGGGCAAACUGUCAGAAAUGCAAGAAUCAGCGAGCAAUUCCCCAGCCCCCUCCGAUGGGCGAUCUCCCAAAGGUUAGGCUGGCGGCCUUCUGCAGACCGUUCACGUUCGUAGGCGUGGAUUACUUUGGCCCUAUCAUGGUAGCGCUAGGGCGAAGAUCGGAAAAACGAUGGGGCGUACUUGUGACAUGCUUGACGACACGAGCAGUGUACAUAGAGGUCGCACACACACUAAAUGCGGACUCAUGUGUUAUGGCGAUCAGGAAUUUUAUGGUCAGACGUGGCGUUCCGAAUCAAAUAUUCAGCGACCGUGGCACGAAUUUCACGGCAGCAAACAAGGAGCUCGGGGCGGCUCUGGCAGAGCUAGAUCAGGAUAAAAUUGUGCAGGAAAUUGUCAGUCCCAACACUGAAUGGUGUUUUAUUCCUCCAGCGUCUCCCCACAUGGGUGGGUCGUGGGAAAGACUAAUCCAAUCUGUAAAGCGUAACCUAGAACAAAUUCGCCCACGAUGUUAUCUCAGUGAUGAAGUCCUUCGGAAUCAGUUGAUCGAGAUAGAAGGCACAAUUAACUCACGUCCACUAACACAUGUACCGGCAGAUGAUCCAGAUGCUCCUGUUCUCACGCCAAACCACUUUAUUCUGGGUUCAUCUAGUGGGCUUAAACCGGCUACUUUACUCGACGACAGUGCUCUGGCAUUGAAACGUUCUUGGCGUAAUUCACAGGUGGAGGCGAACAUCUUUUGGCGUCGAUCCAGACCAUCCGCGGAACUGCUGGCCCAAGGGGCGGAUCAUCUCCGUGAAUAG
Molecule: messenger RNA, 6081 nt
Organism: Topomyia yanbarensis
Lineage: Eukaryota; Metazoa; Arthropoda; Insecta; Diptera; Culicidae
Exons: 2
Coding region: 1-6081 (2026 amino acids)
Biological process (GO): DNA integration
Molecular function (GO): nucleic acid binding
Source: RefSeq, a predicted model, not a curated record